This is a messenger RNA of Cariama cristata (Red-legged seriema), 1280 nucleotides long. Its product is annotated as corticotropin-releasing factor receptor 1. The coding region runs from base 1 to 1257 and encodes 418 amino acids. Gene Ontology annotation, molecular function: corticotrophin-releasing factor receptor activity; corticotropin-releasing hormone binding; corticotropin-releasing hormone receptor activity. Gene Ontology annotation, biological process: adenylate cyclase-activating G protein-coupled receptor signaling pathway; cell surface receptor signaling pathway. The transcript is spliced from 13 exons. Lineage: Eukaryota; Metazoa; Chordata; Aves; Cariamiformes; Cariamidae. The record is from RefSeq and is a predicted model, not a curated record. Gene Ontology annotation, cellular component: plasma membrane; neuron projection.
AUGGUGCCCAGCCUACCUCCUGCCCUCCUCCUCCUCCUCCUGCAGGUGUUUCUCCUCUGGAAUAGCCCAGUUGCAGCCUCCAUCCAAGAGCAGUACUGCGAGAGCCUGCCGCCCGUCACCAACCACACGGGUCCCCAGUGCAACGCCUCGGUAGACCUGAUCGGCACGUGUUGGCCCCGCAGUGCGGUGGGACAGCUGGUAGCUCGCCCCUGUCCCGAAUAUUUCUAUGGCGUGCGGUACAACACCACGAAUAAUGGCUACAGGGAGUGCCUCGCUAACGGGAGCUGGGCAGCACGGGUCAACUAUUCCCAGUGCCAGGAGAUUCUCAGCGAAGAGAAGAAGAGCAAGCUGCACUACCACAUCGCCGUCAUCAUCAACUACCUGGGGCACUGUGUCUCGCUGGGGGCCCUCCUCGUGGCCUUUGUCCUCUUCAUGCGCCUUCGGAGCAUCCGCUGCCUGAGGAACAUCAUCCACUGGAACCUGAUCACAGCCUUCAUCCUACGCAACGCCACGUGGUUCGUGGUGCAGCUCACGAUGAACCCGGAGGUGCACGAGAGCAAUGUGGUCUGGUGCCGCUUGGUCACUGCCGCCUACAAUUACUUCCAUGUCACCAACUUUUUCUGGAUGUUCGGUGAGGGCUGUUACCUGCACACGGCCAUCGUGCUCACCUACUCCACGGACAAGCUCCGCAAGUGGAUGUUCAUCUGCAUCGGCUGGUGUAUCCCCUUUCCCAUCAUCGUCGCCUGGGCCAUCGGGAAGCUGUACUACGACAACGAGAAGUGCUGGUUUGGGAAGCGAGCAGGAGUUUACACCGACUACAUUUACCAAGGCCCCAUGAUCCUGGUGCUUCUGAUCAACUUCAUCUUUCUGUUCAACAUCGUCCGAAUCCUCAUGACAAAGCUCCGAGCUUCAACCACAUCAGAGACGAUCCAGUACAGGAAAGCAGUCAAGGCCACGCUGGUGCUGCUGCCCUUGCUGGGAAUCACCUACAUGUUGUUCUUUGUCAACCCGGGGGAGGAUGAGAUCUCCAGGAUCGUCUUCAUCUACUUCAACUCCUUUCUGGAGUCCUUCCAGGGCUUCUUCGUCUCUGUCUUCUACUGCUUCCUAAACAGCGAGGUCCGAUCAGCUGUACGGAAGCGGUGGCACCGAUGGCAGGACAAACAUUCCAUCCGUGCCCGUGUGGCUCGGGCCAUGUCCAUCCCCACCUCCCCGACCCGUGUCAGCUUCCACAGCAUCAAGCAAUCCACGGCUGUCUGAGCUGGGAGUGAGCUGCCAUAUGG